This is a messenger RNA of Lachancea fermentati, 1680 nucleotides long. Lineage: Eukaryota; Fungi; Ascomycota; Saccharomycetes; Saccharomycetales; Saccharomycetaceae. The record is from the annotation of a GenBank genome assembly.
AUGUCUUUGAAAUCUGUUGAUAUACAAAAAACUUUGUCUUUAAGUUCUAAUGACGAGCAAAAGCUUUCUAAGAAUUUUACUUGGACGUCUCUCUUAGGAAUUGCGUUUUCCCUGACUAAUUCGUGGCUGGGAGUCACGUCCGCUCUCGUUGUCGGCUUGUAUAGUGGGGGGCCUCUUUUAAUCAUCUACGGUCUCAUAAUUGGGAUGUUCUUCACAUUUAUGUGUGGAUGGUCACUUGCUGAGUUUUCAUCUAUACUGCCUAGUAGCAGUGGUACCAGCUUCUGGGUUUUAAAAAUGCUAGAGAAGAGAGAUGUUGAGUUGGAUGGUGAAUAUAUCGGAGGAGAUUGUAUCUUAACCUCGAAUGUUCGAACUACUGAGCCGUAUGAUGAUGAUGAUGAUGAUGAUGAAGAGCGUAGGUUGGAAACAUUUUGCGCAACAAAAGAAGUUCGCCUUAAUUCGUCAUUUCAAAAGUCAAUUGCUCUUAUUGUAGGCCUCAUCAAUUACUUCGGAUCAAUUUUCACUACAGCAAGUGUUUUUUCCUCUUUAGCUCUCAGCAUUUUGGGAGUUCAUUCGUUACUUCAUACUCAAUACCAACUUGCACAUUGGCAUGUAUUUCUCAUCUAUGAAAUUCUAAAUGCUUUGUUUGUUGUUGUGAAUAGCUGGUCGUCCAUUUUACCUUUUAUCUCCCAGUUUGGAUUAUAUAUGUCGGUUCUCACCUACUUUUUUUCAUUUGUCGUGACAAUAGUGUGCCGCAGCAAUUAUUCUAGCAUAGAAUGGCCCAAAACUUCUGAGAUUUUUGUUGAUUUCAAGAAUACGACUGGUUGGAGUUCUGCGCCUAUGGCAUUUAUUGUGGGAUUGAUAAAUCCGUUAUGGGCGUUUGCUGGGAUUGACUCUGCAACCCAUAUGGUCGACGAUUUAGGUUAUAAAGCCUCUAGGAAGCUUGUACCUUUAGCUAUUUUGACAACAAUCACAAUUGGUUUUCUAACAAGCUUUACGUAUGCUAUUGGAAUGUUUUUUUGCAUCACAGACGUUGAAAAAGUGACUAAUUCCAUUCUCCCUAUCCUAGAAAUCUAUUAUCAAGCAACAGGAAACAGAAAUUUAAGCGUGUUACUUCAAUGCUGCUGUAUUCUAACAGGCUUGACAUGUGCGAGCGCAAGUGUUACUUGGCAAAGUAGGAUCUUAUGGAGUGUUGGACGAGAUUUCUCACAACUCGUUAACGGAAGACGGAUGGCUCAACGUAUUUUACUAUUUUUUGGUACGGUAAACCUAUCGACGAAAUCACCCCUAAAUGCACAUUUAUUCUCACAAUUUUGUGUCGCGAUUAUUGGUUGUAUAUUCAUGGGAUCCUCUACAGCCUUUAAUGCCAUUAUAACAGCUUGUAUCACCUUAUUACUGCUUUCUUAUGCCAUUCCUUGUGUUAUUUUGUUAUGCGUGGGUAAGAGAUCUUUCUAUAGGCGCAUAAAAACAGAAAUGGCGAGCAGAAAUAUAUCCGAUGCCUCAUUUCCUGUCCAAAGUAAAAUAGGGUACGUUCCUACUAUCUUGACUGUGGCAUGGGCAGUCUUCUGUUUGAUAUUCCUUUCUUUUCCUUACACGCUCCCUGUGACGGCUCAAAACAUGAACUAUGUUUCCGUGGUUUAUGCAGCCGUUUUUAUGAUAAUAGGGGCAAUAUUAUGUGUUUAA